Seriola dumerili (greater amberjack) is the source of this 1134-nucleotide messenger RNA. RefSeq names its product doublecortin domain containing 2 (gene dcdc2). Bases 1 to 1134 code for a protein of 377 amino acids. Gene Ontology annotation, cellular component: kinocilium; axoneme; microtubule organizing center. Lineage: Eukaryota; Metazoa; Chordata; Actinopteri; Carangiformes; Carangidae. The transcript is spliced from 9 exons. Gene Ontology annotation, biological process: cilium assembly; neuron migration; regulation of cilium assembly. The record is from RefSeq and is a predicted model, not a curated record.
AUGAGCUCGGAGAAGCCAAACUUUCUGUCACAGCCGGUCGUGAAGAACAUUUUCAUGUUCCGGAACGGCGAUCCGUACUAUGAGGCUCGUCGGAUAGUGAUCAACCACAAGAGGGUGUCCAACUUUGAGACUUUGCUGAGAGAGGUGACCGGUGGGAUAAAAGCCCCGUUUGGAGCGGUGAGAAACAUCUACACACCGAGAGGAGGCCACAAGGUGGACUGUAUGGAGAGCCUGCAUAGCGGGGAGCAGUACGUCGCUGCUGGGAGGGAGAGAUUCAAAAAGCUGGAUUACCAACAGAUUGGCUCUAGAAAGAGGAGGAUGCUGCAGACUCUUCCAAUGCAGUUUAAAGCCGGAGACAUGGGGCUUAAGCUCUAUCACAAGAGCCUGGCCUUAUGCACGGUCACUGGCGAUCCAAAUCUCAGUCUUGGAGUCACAGUGGGUUACCAGGUGUUAUGGGAGAGGACCUGCAGAGCUCAGUCUUUGCAACCUCACAACCUCAAAGGAUCUCAGAGAGAUCAGGCUUUCGCUGCCAAACCGCUGCCACAGAAUCGAAUCAUUGUGUCAGCUCGGUUCCUGAAACCCAUCAAGGAGCCAUGUACGAUAUUCGUGGUAGCAAAUGGCGAUGUCUUAAACCCCGCGAUGAGGCUGCUGAUCCACCAGAGGAUGCUGGGCCAGUUUGACAAGAUACUAGAGAUGAUCACAGAGAAGAUGGGUUUGAGAGUCCUGGGAGGUGUUCGAAGUCUCUACACCGACGAAGGCCACCAGCUGACUGCCGGGACUCAGCUGGAGAGCGGUCAGCUGUAUGUGGCUGUGGGAAGAGAAAAGUUUAAGAAGCUGUCCUACAGUGACCUACUCUUCACCAAACCAAGAGGGACAAGGAGGGUCAAUGGAAUGAAAGCUUACUCUCUUCCACCCAUCUACAGAUUCUCCAAGCAAAAUGGAAAUACUAAGUCCACGGUUCAGGGCAGUGGAGAUCUAGACUCCAAGACCUCUCCUCCAGGAAACAACGGACACAACAAAGACCACCUGUCCUCCAUCGUCAGAGAGAUCUCUCAGGCCAGACUCAUGACCCUGAGGAAGAAGAGGAGUGGACAAAGAAUGACCCUCGGCACCUCUGACAAUGGUAACACAUAG